AUGGCAUCCUGGCCGGGUACCCCACGGAGCCAUUCUGCAUUGGCGUCAUUUGCUGGAGAUAUAUGGGAAGAUACUAGGAGCGAGAUCUACUACGCUGCCAGGUUAUCACCUAUGUUGCAACCAGAAGAGGACUGCCCAGUAUGGAUGUCCCCAGUCUCAACAGCAACCGACACCUUGCAACCAAACUCCCGUUGGAUAUCCGAGGACUCUCCUCCCAAAACUACAUCAACUGUCCCGCUAUAUGGAUACCCUGCCGAAGAGGUCAUUGAAAGUGACCCAGAUUUGAACCCGAGAGUUCAGAGCAUCCACGAAACACAGCCUUGCCUAUCUUCAACCUCAUCCCAACAAUUCCACCUCCCCUAUGAUUUGCCAGUGCAUAUACGAGAUAACGACGUUCAUCUAGCAACCGUAUUAGAUAAAGUUGCCGCCAUCCAGGAAAAUGUCUCCAUCCAACGAUCUCAUGCCAGGAAUCUCCGCACUGCACUUCGACACAAACGGGAACAAGAGGAUAAGGCUCGACUAGCCCUCCGGAAUAACCUCAAUUCUACCAGGCCCGACGAGGUGGAUGCAAAAGUUGCGAGGAUAAACCAGAGUAUCGAGAACCUACAGGCAGCCACAGCGUCCUAUCUAGGGCUGGAAACUGAAUACCAAAUGGUAGAAGAUGGAUUAGAGCAGAAAGAACAAGAUCUAGAUAAGCACAUGGCAGAGCUUACUGGUAUCCUGCGCAAAGAGGCUACCCUCCUGGCCCAAGAGCAGCAUGACAUCGAUAUCCAUUCCGAGUCCGACUCACCAGUGCACCGCAAUAUACCGAGUCUCAACGAGCUUAACCCAGGCGAGACGGAAUACAUGAAAAUAAUUGAUCAACAGAAGUUCCGCGGGCAGAAUGCUAUACCCCUCAACAAUAACGCGCAGCUGUUCCUUGAACAGUAUGAAGACGAAAGAAACGACAUUGAGGAGGAAUUAAAUGAAACACGUCUUCGACUCGAGAAUCAUCCUGGGCGCAAAAUGUCUCAUGAAGAUACCGUCAUAGUCACAGACGAUGAAUGGCGGGAUUUGUUGAGGGAGUAUCUCCCUGAUUACUCCAAAGAUCAACCAUCUCCAGAUCCACUGCGUGCAUCUAAAUUGGAUGAUCGCUCGCCAUUUUUUGAAACGGCACGCCCUCUUCCAUUAAAUAAGUCUAAUUUUGUUAACCAUUGGCUUCUCUAUCGACUGCGUCAUUCUGCGAUCGAAAUUUUACAGUUUAAGUCUCAACCUGAGCUAGUUGACUUGAUGGAAAAGGGUUGGGAUGGGGAUCGUAUCAGUCAGAUGGCUAUGAGGCUAUGGUAUGAAGAUGGGACGACAAAGGUAGAGACGGCCAGUUAG
Penicillium waksmanii is the source of this 1362-nucleotide messenger RNA. RefSeq lists its product as uncharacterized. Bases 1 to 1362 code for a protein of 453 amino acids. The transcript has 2 exons. The record is from RefSeq and is a predicted model, not a curated record. Lineage: Eukaryota; Fungi; Ascomycota; Eurotiomycetes; Eurotiales; Aspergillaceae.